Falco peregrinus (peregrine falcon) is the source of this 2513-nucleotide messenger RNA. It is a transcript of the gene R3HCC1L, whose product is annotated as R3H domain and coiled-coil containing 1 like. The record is from RefSeq and is a predicted model, not a curated record. The coding region runs from base 117 to 2126 and encodes 669 amino acids. Lineage: Eukaryota; Metazoa; Chordata; Aves; Falconiformes; Falconidae. The transcript is spliced from 7 exons.
CAGGUCCCGGCGCUCCCCGCGGCGGGACGGGAUGGGGCGGGCCCGGCGGGGCGGAAGCGGCGGCGGCGGCGCGGAGCGGCGGGGGACCCGGCGCGGCCACUGGCAGCGGUGGCACCAUGCAGCAGGAGGUGGAGGGCAGCCGGCCGCGCCGUCGGAAGCCUGACAUGGCCCUCUACGUGCCCAAAGCACGGCGGGAGAGAGCGGUGCAAGUGGUGGGUGAUGUGCCAACCGGGCACCACCGGGAGCCCGAGAACCACUGCCUGGCACGGGACACUUGCCAGGGUAGCGGCGAGGGGCAGAGACGAAGCCCCCAUGCCAGGACACAGGCGGGCAGAGCAGCAAGGAGGGAGAGCAAGGUGCAUGCUGGCCUGAAGGAGCCACGGGCAGCCUCUGCAGGGCACUGCUGGAGGCCGGGAAGCAGCUGCUCUGUCACACCGGAGGCCCCGGGAGCAUCACCCAGCACGUGGGAGCUGUGCCCAGAUCUGGUCGUUGCCCAGCCCUGGGAUGGGCAGGACAAAGCAUCCCAUGGUGAAGGUCUCAGAGAGCUCAGCCACGGCCACCGCAUGAUGAGGACUGACCCUGACCCUCCAUCCCCAAUGAGCACCCAGCCUGGGGCUGUGGAGGCUACUCCUGAGCCCGAGGGCAACCCCGCUAGCCCAAUGCCAGCGUGUCAGGCAGGGUCGAGUGGCGUGUCGGAGCAUUUGGGGGACAGCACACCAGAUCCAGCUGGGGACCUGUCCCAGAGCCCAGGAGAGGGUGUCCUGCAGCUGGCAGGGGUGGGCAGCCAGGGCAGUGUGGCCAGGCUGGCGUGUGAGGCUAUGGGUCCGAAAGCCCAGGAGGAGGAGAAGGAGUGGGGAGGGUGUCUGCUGGCAGGGCAGGGUGAGGGCUGUGCCGCUGGGGUGCCAGAGGAGGAGGUGGAGAGGUGGGGAGGCAUGGCUGAGCUUGCCAGGGAGAGCACCUUGGGUGCAUCAGGAGCCAGCUGUGAACCCGGGUGCUCAAGGGGUGACACGGGCGAUACACUAGUGCUCCCAGGGGAGAGCACCCCAGGGCAGGUCACGGGCAGUCUGUCCCAGCUCCUGCUCAGCAAGGAGGAGAGCGCUGCUGGUGCCAGGCAUUCCGGUGGGGAGGGCAACCUGAUGCCUACUGCACAGGGAGCAGACGGCACCUCUGUCUGCACAGACUGCAGCGCUGGGGCAGAGAGCGGCCCGCUGGGUGCUGGCAAGGAGCCAGCGAGUGGCAUGUGGGAGGGAGCACCCCUGGAGAGCUGUGAGCCCCCCCCAUCCCUGGAGAGCCACGAGCCCCCACCAUCCCUGGAGCUGCUGUGCCACAGCGUAGAGGGCCUCUCACCUGCAGCCUGGGCUGAGGAGCCGUCUGGGGCAGGUGAGGACACAGGCUUGCUGCAGCAGCACCACUGCAGCCAGGAGUCCAAGGAGGAAGAGGAAGGUCUCCGUAGUGGCUCCCCAAAGGAAGGGCAGACCAGCGCCAGUGCUGGAACCCUGUGCCAGGCCAGCCCAGGUGCCGAGGAGAGCUGGGACGUGCUGUUUAACGAUGAUGGGGACUGCCUGGACCCACGCCUGCUGGAGGAGCUCUCAGGGGGUGAGAAGCGCCGGGAGAGCCAGCAGUCACCCCGCUUCAACUACUACGGGGCUGAACCCACCGUACCAGAUCUCAGCGAUGCGGAGCUGCCCCAUGUCAUCGAGAUCUAUGAUUUCCCCUCGGAUUUCCGCACUGAAGACCUGCUGCGUGUCUUCUGCAGCUAUCAGAAAAAAGGCUUUGAUAUUAAGUGGGUGGACGAUACGCAUGCCCUGGGCAUCUUCUCCAGCCCCGUAACAGCACGUGAUGCUCUCAGCACCAAGCACCUGAUGGUGAAGACGCGCCCACUCUCCCAUGGCACCCGCGCCUCUAAAGCCAAAGCCAGGGCGUAUGCAGACUACCUGCAGCCGGCAAAGGAGCGCCCUGAAACAUCGGCUGCCCUGGCCAGGCGGCUGGUGAUCGGUGCCCUGGGGGUACGCAGCAACCAGACGCCAGCUCAGCGAGAUGCUGAGCGGAGGAAGCUGCAAGAAGCCCAGGAGAGGAAGCGCCUGGAGAACAAGCAGCGGGAGGAUGCCUGGGAGGGCCGGGACUGAGCUGGGAGGCUGCACAUUCAGUUCCACUAGAAACCCCGCUGGGGUGUCUGGGCCCCUCUCUGCGGGCAGGCAGAGCAUCCUGCAUCUCGAGAGCUGGGAUAGAUACUGCACCGUAUCCAAAAGCACCAGGAUGCUCCACUGAAAGGGCUAAGCAGGACAGGUGCAGGCUGGUUGGUGCCAUGCAGAUGCUGUCACUGUCAGGCAGCGCUGCCCAUCCUGCCCCGGGCAGGACCCCCGGUGCUGCCUGCUGCAGUGGAAGCAGCAGCAGGACGCGGGGAGCUCAGCAGCAAAGCUGCAGGGCUGUGCGGGGCAGCCCUGGCCACCUGGCAGGGCCUUGUGAGCAAGAGUUUCUGUCCUAUAUUUUGCUAAUAAAUACCAUUUAUUUUA